AGGUGUACCCUGGUCUUGAUCACUUUGGUCUUUACUCUUUCUGGUGAGAGAGUGGCAGCACAGAGGGCAGGGUGUAAAAAUGUCCACUAUGACUUGGCAUUUAUCCUGGAUACCUCAUCCAGUGUUGGAAAAGAGAACUUUGAGAAGAUCAGACAAUGGGUGGCCAACCUUGUAGAAUCUUUUGAUGUGGCACCAGACAAAACAAGAGUAGCUGUGGUUCGCUACAGUGAUAGACCCACAACUGAGUUCAACCUGGCGCAACACAGGACCCUGGGAGAUGUCAAGCGAGCUGCCGGUAACAUUCGCUACCUGGGGGGGAAUACAAUGACUGGGGAUGCUAUCAGCUACACCACCAGCAACAUCUUCACAGAAUGGAAUGGUGCAAGGCCCAUAGCCAGAGGCAUUCAGAGGGUGGCCAUUCUACUCACAGAUGGCCGAAGCCAGGAUUAUGUUCUGGAGCCCUCCAAGGCCGCUGCCAAAGCCGGCAUCAGGAUGUUUGCUGUGGGCAUUGGGGAGGCACUAAAGGAGGAACUAGAGGAGAUUGCUGCAGAGCCAAAGAAUGCUCAUGUCUUCCAUGUGACGGACUUUAAUGCCAUUGACAAGAUCAGGGGCAGGCUGAGGAGGAGGCUGUGUGAGAAUGUCUUGUGUCCAAACAUGAAGGUUCAGCCUGAUCGUUUCAAACCCAACAGUACCAGUUAUGGCCUUGAAGAGGUUCCAGGGUUUGACCUGAUGAAAUACUUCAAUGUGAGGGAUAUUCUGGGAAGCAGAGUUGAUGAAGGCCAAAGUUCUUAUGUUCGACUUGGUGCCAUGCCCAUUGUAAGGCAAACAGAAGAUGUGUUUCCUCAAGGCUUGCCAGAUGAAUAUGCCUUUGUGACGACUUUCAAAUUCAGGAAAACGUCCAGGCGUGAAGACUGGUACCUCUGGCAGGUUUUUGACAAAUAUGGAAUCCCACAGGUGUCCAUUCGUCUAGACGGCGAGAACAAGGCAGUGGAGUACAACGCUGUCGGGCUGACAAAAGAUGCUGUCAGAGCUGUGUUCAAGAGCCCUCAACUCGAAAACCUGUUUGACCGCAACUGGCACAAGAUUGCCCUCAGUGUGGAAGCCAAGUCUGUAUCUCUGUACCUGGACUGCAAACACAUCCAGACCCUGCCCAUUGAAGACAGGGAAGACAUUGACAUCCAGGGCAAGACUGUGAUUGGGAAAAGGCUGUAUGACAGUGUGCCAAUUGAUUUUGACCUCCAGAGGAUGAUGAUUUACUGUGAUUCCAAACAUGCAGAGCUGGAAACCUGCUGCGAUCUACCCAAUGGUCCAUGCCCUAAAAAAGUGGUGACAGAGGCCCCCCCUGUGGAGAUUCCCACUCCAAGACCGACCAAUGUGGAGCAGCAAGGAGUCCCUCAAGUGAACUGCUCCUGCCCUGCUGGAGAGACGGGAGUUGGUGGUGUGCCAGGUAUUGAUGGCUUAUCUGGGGAUAAAGGAGACAAAGGGGCAGCAGGACUAGCUGGUGAACCAGGGCUGCCAGGUCCAGUUGGACCAAAGGGAAUUCAAGGGGACACAGGACAUCCUGGUGCCCCAGGACUGAGAGGUGUCACUGGUGAAUCUGGUAUCAAAGGUGAAAAAGGAACACCAGGAGCAAGGGGUGAGGCAGGUUUGGGUGGGUUUCCUGGAAAGCCUGGUGUUCCUGGGAAAGAUGGAUUGAGAGGACUUGUUGGAGCACCUGGGCCUAGUGGAAUUAAAGGCGACAAGGGGGAAAGAGGCCUUCCUGGAUUACCUGGGGAUGUGGUUCAAAAAGAGGGCUUACGAGGCGAGAAGGGAGAUGCUGGACCUCCUGGGCCUCCAGGGGCUGACGGCUCUCCGGGGCCUUCUGGUCCUCCUGGCCCACAAGGUCUACCUGGGGAGCCUGGAGAGUUCGGCCAGAGGGGAAAGAAGGGUGAAAGUGGAUUGCCUGGAGUGGAUGGCCUUCCUGGACCCAGUGGUCCUCAGGGUCCACCUGGCCCACCAGGAAUCCAAGGACGCCCUGGACCUCCUGGUCUACCUGGUGAAAUUGGAUUUUCAGGCAAACCUGGAGAGGUUGGAAAGCCUGGUCUUCCUGGUAAAGAUGGCCUGGAUGGUCUUCCUGGAAAUGACGGUGCUAUGGGGCCUAAGGGAACACGUGGAUCAGAUGGUUUUCCUGGCAAGCCUGGACCUAAGGGUGAUGAAGGUCCUCCUGGACCAAGGGGGCCUCCAGGGGAACGAGGAGAGGCUGGUUCCCCUGGACGACCAGGUGCUGAUGGUACAAGCGGAGACAGGGGCGUUCCGGGAGUAAGGGGACAGGAUGGGCCAGUUGGGCCGAAAGGUGAAAAGGGUGACAAGGGUGAAGUGGGAGAGAGAGGACUGCCUGGAAUUCCAGGAGAUCUGACAACUGUCAUCCCUGAGCCUGGUGAACCUGGAAAACCUGGAGAAAAGGGAGAGAAGGGGGAUCAAGGAAAACCAGGAGAAAUGGGCCCCAGAGGAUUACCUGGUGAACAGGGUUUUAAGGGUCCACCUGGGCCACUGGGUCCAAAAGGUGACACUGGGCUUGCAGGAGAGACAGGACGUGCUGGAGACCCUGGUCCACCUGGUGUAGCAGGACUUCAAGGUCUUCGUGGAUUACCAGGGAAUGUGGGGAUACCAGGGAUUAUUGGGCCUCCUGGUCCAGCUGGACAGACGGGAGACAAGGGUGAACCAGGUAAACCAGGACAAGCUGGUCCUACGGGCCCACCCGGAGAGCCUGGUUUGACUGGACCCCCUGGACCACCAGGGAAAGGGAAAGACGGAAAAAAUGGAGAACCAGGACCACAGGGAAUUCAAGGGCCCCCAGGGCUAAAGGGUCAACCAGGUUCACCAGGAGAACCAGGGAUGCCAGGAAACAGGGGUCCUUCAGGAGAAGGCAAAGUGGGACCGCCGGGUCCCCCAGGAAAUAAUGGGGAACCUGGACCUGCGGGCUUGAGGGGUCUACCAGGAGUUGCUGGUCCUCAGGGCCCAGCUGGACACAAUGGUUUACCAGGAAGGCCAGGAGAAAAGGGGUCACCAGGAGAGCCUGGAAAAGCAGCAGACCUGUCUGACCUAAAUCUGAAGGAUGUUUGCUCAGACUGUCCUGCAGGUCCACCUGGACAACCUGGUCUCUCAGGAAUCCCAGGGGAAAAAGGACACCAGGGACCUCCAGGGAAAAAUGGUCAAGAUGGUUACCAAGGCCCACCAGGACCAGCUGGACCUCAAGGGCCCCCAGGAGCUGAAGGAGGAAAGGGUAUAAAAGGUGACCGAGGACCUACUGGAAGCCCUGGAGACAAAGGAGACAAAGGUAACCCAGGACCCCCUGGUCAUCCAGGUCCUUCUGGUUUAAUGGGUACACCUGGUAACGAUGGACAACCCGGUCCUGUUGGUCCCCCGGGGUCCCCUGGAGAAAAGGGCAAAGAGGGACUUCAAGGAAUACAGGGACCACCGGGUCUUCCUGGUUUGAUAGGUCAGCCUGGAAAAACUGGAAAAGAUGGACGGCCAGGUGAAACAGGAGAACCUGGCAAGCAAGGUGAACCUGGACUCCCAGGAAACCCUGGACUCAGCGGACUCCCAGGUUUUAAAGGUCACACAGGAGAACCUGGACCUCCAGGACCUAAGGGAGAAGAUGGAAACCCUGGAACUCCUGGGCGUGAUGGCAAACCUGGGAAGGAGGGUUCUGUGGGACCCCCAGGCCCAGAGGGAAUUAGUGGACCAAGAGGAGAGUCGGGCAAGCCAGGUGAACCAGGACCAUCAGGAAAAUCAGGUCUUCCUGGAACUCCAGGUCUCAGGGGACAUAAGGGAGAGUCUGGCACCCCAGGAUUACCAGGCUUCAGUGGGCCUAAAGGCCCUGCAGGACCACCUGGUCCAGUUGGCCCAGAGGGAAAACAAGGGAUGCCAGGCAGAGUUGGUGAUCGUGGCCUCAAAGGAGAUAAGGGUGACCCAGGUGUGAAGGGAGAUAAAGGACUUGCAGGAGAGCCAGGUAUGCCAGGAAACCCUGGACCCCCAGGCAGAAAGGGCCAUACAGGGAUGAUGGGCAUGUCAGGACCUCCAGGAGAACUAGGCCCUCCAGGGGCACAAGGACCUUCAGGAAACCCUGGUCUCCCAGGCCCAAGGGGAGAGUCAGUAUCACUGGAGCAGAUGAGGCGGCUCAUACAGGAGGAGCUGACAAAGCAGUUAGAUGCCAAAAUGGCUUACCUCAUGACUCAGAUGCAGCCAGCCCACGUGAAGAGUACAGCAGGCCGUCCGGGACCUCCAGGCCCUCCAGGGAAGGAUGGCAGUUCUGGACGACCCGGCCCUCCUGGAGAGCCUGGUAUGCCGGGACAGAACGGAGGAGAAGGACCCAGGGGACCCAUGGGCCCUAAAGGUGAAAAGGGAGCCAAAGGAGAAGUGGGAGAACCUGGUGUCGGUGAAAGAGGAGAUCAAGGCCCUCCUGGCCCGAUAGGUCCAGCUGGUCUUCCUGGUUAUGGUAAAGACGGCAGCCCAGGACAAGCCGGCACCCAGGGAGAACCAGGAAAUCCCGGCCCCCAUGGUCAGCCUGGACCUCCAGGUCCUCCUGGCCAAUGUGAUCCCACCCAGUGUGCUUUCUAUGCCAGCCUGGCACAAAGACCUCACACCAAAAAUGUCAAGGGGACUUAAAAAAGGAGACACACAAACAGCUUGAUGUCCAGCUGAAUUUAUGAACUUAGUCGUGUCUGUCGAAAUCAAAAACGUUUCUUUUUCAUGAUAACCACAGUACAGAGGGCUGAAGCAAUAUGUGCUGCAGGUCAGAUUCUUUAUUUUGUUUUUUGGUAUGACAAUUGGGAUGGAUGGAGAGUGAACUCCGUGGGACUUUGUAAGAUUUAAUAUGGGAUAAAAAGGGCAGCUAAACAGGUUUUUCCUCACUUGUAUCUUUCCUGUCAAAUAUAUAUGGAGAUAACAAGGAUAAUGCGAUUCCCUCCUUUUAAACUCCCAACUCAAAGUGAGGAUUUGGGAGUCUGGUAUUCUAUCGUUUCAUCAGUAAUUAUUUCAGAGGCUCAGCCAGAUUUUAUCCUGCAGCAAUAGGAUCUUUUUUCCUGCUUCACACCAUUUUGCAGCCCACAUUGUACCACAUCCAACAAUAGCUUUCAGUUCCUAGAAUAAUCUCCUGCUGGGGAUCUUCUACCAUUCCAUUGGUAAUUACUCACUCAAGUGAAUUAUCUGUUAUUGUCACUGGUGGGAAGGAGGAAGGGCAGACGGUAUGAGACACAAUCUCAAAUACCAAUAGUGGUUCUGUGUGGGAGAAGUGUUAAUGAGUUGGUGUGGUAAGUGAUGAAUUACCACACGUGUGCAAUUCUUGCCUCCAAAUUGGUAGCAGUGUUAUUAUUAUUGUAUUGAUCCUGCAAAACAGAAAAUAAAAUAAAAUUACAUUUAGAGAAAUCCCCUCUUAAACUAACUGGAAUUUAGCUAAAUUUGUAAAGGAAACAUCAGAUUUAUUUAGACAGAAAUUACAUCGUUUUAUUCUGGGGAUAAACUGGAAGAAGCAAAAAUGACUUAUGUCACAAACCAUGAAUUAGAUGUUUGGCAAUGAUGUUUCAGCUUUUGGAGAGAUUUAAAAGAUUUCAUUCCAAAAUUCAGUUUAUUUGCCUAAAAAUCCAACAAAAUGCAUAUAAAAUGACUGACAGUGUAUCACAUUGUAUCAUUUAAAGUAGGACAUGGAAUUUUAAAAUGAAAUUCAUUAUUUCUUUACAAAAUAUGAAUAACAUGUCAUGGAUGCAUAAUGCAUAUGUGCCAUGUCAUGAUUUGUUACAAGCUCACCCACAAGAUGCUUAUUAAAGAGACAGAGGUACAGACAGGAAGAAAUGCCAGCAUUAGGUUUGUACUUGCACAUGUUAAUGAAGUGGCUCUGGUCAUUCUCUCCCAGAGGUAUGCAUAGACUGGGUCAGUAAACAGCUUUGAGGAGGUGGUAUAAUUGCAGCCUUUGUGCAUCUUUCUUAAAAAGCUGCUUGUUUCACACUGCUUUCUUUAAAUGUGACACUUUCUUUCUGUUUGGUGAGGCGUAAUAAGUGCCUACACUGUGACAGGGCCCGGGCAGCUCAGCCCUGCUCUGAAAAAACAUUGGUUUCCUUGUGUGUCCCCUGGAACCUAAAAUUGGAGCGUUGCUUCCUUGCAUCCUGAUGACCAGACCAUUGUUGUCACCAUCUGAAAGACCUUUUGCCUUAUGUCCCCUAUGGACCAAUUAUAUAUCUCCUGAACCUCAAAAGUGCUGGUCAUCUACAAGCUAUGGAAUGGCCUCCACAUUUUUCAUCCUUUCAAAUACUUAAAGAAACACAUAACAUAAGAGCAACAGAGGGAACAAUUUUGAAGAAGAGUAUAAGAAAUCCCGUGGGAGCUUGCAAGAUAUUGAAUAUGAUCUACAGGUCAAAGAUUACCAGUACAUGGGCCACUCGUACUUGGCCUCUCUUGCUCAGAUUAUGUAAUGGAAAGUCAUUACUGAAGAACUGACAAGUUAUGGCUUUAUUACAACUUAGUUUUGCAGAUGUUGGUAAAGCACGCUUGAAUUUUCCAUUUGAUCAGUACUGAUCUGAAGGCAAGAAUAUUUUCAUUUGUUGAGUUGAAGGCUAUGCUGUUUUCAAAAGAACUACUGUUUUUUAGUUUGUUUCAUUUUACCACUACCAGUACCAGUGAAAUUAUAAGCAAUAAAAUGCUAUUGCUAAAUUUAAUACAUUUGGUCUGGUAUGACCAGAAGCUGAUGCUGGGUUAUGUUAGCUAUUGUUAGCAAAAGCUUGAAAAAUGCUGAUGUAUAUUACAUCCUGAGUCCACCACUAUCCAUCAUAUUUGCUACUCGUUUGUUACUUUUGAACAAGCAUGGAUAACUGUUAUGUCUAAAUAGCCAGAAAACACAGCAAAUGAAAAUGACAAAUUCUUCAAUCAUGGACUUACUAGAUGGCAUUAGUACCUAAAAUUGGCUCAUUUGAACUUGCAAGCUAGCACAGGUCGAACCUCAAUGUCAUCACAGAUCAUAAGAUUAUUUUUGGUUUUAGUUUCUGACUUCUUCACUUUUUGAUUUAACACUUAUCUCACAAAAGCAUAAUUGUUAAUUGAGAUUUAUGUCAACCAAUGUGACAUACAGUAAGUGGCCUUUGGAGCAGCUAUGUAUCUGACAAGGGUUCAGAUCACUAAAACUACUUUGGCAAAUGUCUGUGGCUCCUUUCACACUAGAGGUAGAGAGCAGGUUUAAAUACAGAAAAUUUACUGUAUGUUCUGAUUUAAAUUCAGCCCAAAAUGUGUGAUUACAAUAGGUGUCCUGCUCUUUCAUAUAUGCCACUUAAUAUACAAUAUCUUAAAAUAGAGUAUCAAUUUACUGUUGAGCAAAAGGUACCAGGAUUGCCAUUUCUUGGUUUUAUAUAUGCUUGUUAGAGUCAAUAAACCAUGUGUUAAGGGUGGGAU
Monopterus albus (swamp eel) is the source of this 7416-nucleotide messenger RNA. RefSeq names its product collagen, type XXII, alpha 1 (gene col22a1). Gene Ontology annotation, cellular component: extracellular matrix. The transcript is spliced from 60 exons. Lineage: Eukaryota; Metazoa; Chordata; Actinopteri; Synbranchiformes; Synbranchidae. The record is from RefSeq and is a predicted model, not a curated record. The annotation marks the transcript as partial.